UUCUGUGGUUGGAGUCGUCCUCGGCCUUCCGGGCUAGUUGCCUGCAUCACUUGUUGCUGUCGAAUGCUCGUUCAGCCAGUCGGUUUGUCACCACGCUGUGGCCUGGGUGUCGAAACAGAAGCUGCUGAUCAACCCAUCAUUCAGUUGCUGCUUCCUGCAACCAGUUGUUGGUUUCUCAACAAUGAGGGUGCUGUUCAUGACCAAGGCUGAUGGCUGCAAACAUGUGGUGGUGUCUUUAUGGUGGUUGAAUCACCACGAAUCACUGGGUGCAGGGAGGUGAGCAAGGUGUAAUCUGUGAGAAUGACCUGAAGAAUGUGACGCUGCUUCUGCCAACCAGGGUGGAAGCGCCGAGCAGACGGUGGCCAAGGGGAGCGGUACGGAUCAUCUCCCGAGAAGCCGCUGGCUUUAGAGCCGCUUCCUAGAAUCUCCAGAUAAAAAUGACGUGUGCGGUUUGUUGAUGUGACCACAGUCUUUCUGGGCGGAUCGGUGGCAGUGUCUGCUUCAGUUCAAAAUUCCUGUUGAGGCGGGGUUCAGUGGGCGUUCUGAAGAGGAAUGGGGUCCUUGACCGCACAUCUCAACGCUUCCUCCCUCAACCUGACCGGCUCACACAACCUUCAGUUUUGGCACAGGCUCUUGGCUCUGUGUCGAGUGAAAAAGCGACUGUGGGAGGUGUCUUUCCUCUUCCCCUGUGUGUGUGUGUGUGUGUGUGUGUGUGUGUGUGUGUGUGUCGCCUUCCUCUCAGUAGCCCUCAGUUGCGUUUGCUGUUCUGCAACUUCCUGUGAUGAGAAGACGCUUCAUUUCUCAUGGUUUUGACACGACCUUCUCCACAAUACGUUCUACUCAACUAGCGUGUUACUCUUGGUCUCAGUCUCCAUCAGAAUCCUUUGUCUCAGAACCGUGUUCAGAUCUUCAAUUCUUUACUCCUCUUGGUUUGUUUUUCUCGUCUCUUCGCACGUGGUUGUGUGGCGGCUGUGGCCGAUCCCUCUCCCCGGCGCAUAAAGGCCGUGCAGUGGUGUGCCCUGGACUCUGAGAGAACGAAAGUUCAGAAAAACCCAAAGUAGGACAAGUUGAGGUGGUCAUGACUGGGGGAUCCCCCUGCAUCUGGUGCUCCCCACUCUCUGAGCCUUGCUGAGGGGAGGUGUGGUUGCCGGCACCAGGCAUGCGGCUGUCUGUGCGGCGGGGGGUCACGGGCCUGCUCUGCUUGCUGGUGACCUGCAUCCUUCUGCGCCUGGUACAGCAAGCGCUUCGGUGCCCGGGACGGCGGCCGGUUCCCCCUGUGCCCCUGGUUUUGGUGCGGGAUCGGCGGCGCACAGAGUAUCGCUAUGGGCGCGAUGCCCCUCUCGUGUUCGUGGGUGGAGUUCCCCGCUCAGGCACCACGCUGAUGCGCGCCAUGCUGGAUGCCCACCCAGAUAUUCGGUGUGGUGAAGAGACACGGGUCAUCCCCCGGUUGCUGGCCCUGCGCCAGGCGUGGGCUCGACCCGGACAGGAGCGCCAGAGGCUGGAGGAGGCGGGCAUCGACCAAGACGUGUUGGAUUCCGCCGUGGCUGCGUUCUUGUUGGAGGUCAUUGCCCGGCACGGGGAGCCAGCCCCUAUGCUGUGCAACAAGGACCCGUUCACGCUCAAGAGUGCCGUCUACCUGUCGCACCUCUUCCCCAACUCCAAGUUCCUGCUCAUGAUCCGGGACGGUCGGGCAGCAGUGCACUCCAUGAUCUCGCGCCGCGUGACCAUCGCGGGAUUUGACCUGUCCAGCUACAGGGACUGCCUGACGAAAUGGAGCCGGGCCGUGGAGGCCAUGCUGGCACAGUGCUCUCAGGUGGGCGCGAGGCGCUGUCUCACCGUGCGUUACGAGAGCCUGGUGCUGCAGCCCCGCACCACCCUGCAGGGAGUGCUGCGCUUCCUGGGUGUGCCUUGGCACGAGGGGGUACUGCACCACGAGGAUGCCAUUGGCCAGCCGGGAGGAGUCUCCCUGUCACGGAUCGAGCGCUCCACUGACCAAGUCAUCAAGCCGGUGAACAUGGAAGCCCUGACCCGUUGGGUGGGUCACAUCCCAGCGGACGUGUUGGCUGACAUAGCAGAAAUCGCCCCUAUGCUGAGCCGGCUGGGCUACAACCCCAAUGCCAAUCCACCCGCUUAUGGGCAGCCGGACCCUGUGGUGGUCAACAACACCGAGAGGGUGCUGAGGGGAGACUUUAAAACUCCAGCCAGUUUGAAAGGGCAGCCAUGGGUUUACCUCAACGGCUCCAACACGGAGAGGUGAGAAGGCUGCCUUCACCACACGCCUCCAGCUUGGGCCAAAACCACCUCGCAGCACGGAUCGUCCCAUGAAAGGCAUCAACUUGAGGCUUUCUCCGUGUUCUCACGAACUGGCAGCAGACACCUGGCAUCAGUGACGGGAGAGUUUCACUGACUGUCCCUUUUCUUUGUAUUUUUGAAUUGUAGAUACAGCUUUGUUGAAAACCAGCUCUUAAGUUCUCAAGAUUGAUUCUUGUUUUGCAUCAUACUCUGCUGAUGAGACUUUGGUAACCAUACUCUGGAAUUUUAAUUUUUAUUAAUGUAAAAUUUUGAACAAAUAGUUGUGUUGCUAUGGUCAGUAUGACUUAUUUUAUGUGGUGCAGUCAAUAAGUUCCAAGACUGGCCACCGUGUGGCACUGCUGUGGUUACAAGCCAUUGGCUCCUGCAGCACAGCGGCUCCACAUGUGACCAGUGUUAAUGGUACUGCUUGUACCAUGUAUGUCGUUAAUGCUUACUUCUCACAUUUUUAAAGUCGUCUUGUAUUUUUUUAAAUUGAAUUUUUUUCUGAGAUACUAUUCCAUUUAUUGUUUCAACAGCCCUUGUAAUGUGAUCCAGUUAAUGUAGCUCAAACGGUACUCAAGCUGUGAAAUUAAUGCAAAAUGUGCUGUAAAUAUACAAUAUCAACCCGUAAGUCUCCAAAAACAAGAGAACUGAUGAAUCCACAGGCUGGUUUUUAUUCAGAAUAUGGAAGAGAACUAAAAAUGGGGCUGUACAGGGGGUAGCACUGCUAUCUCGCAGCAUCGCGGCUACUUGGGAAUAGGUUCAAGUCCAGCUCUGUGAGUGUGGAGUUUGUUCUCCUCAUGUUCACUGGGGUUUCCUCCCAUGGUCCAACGAACAUGCAGUUCAGAUGAGUUCCCCUGCCGUGCGUGUAUGUAGCUACCAUGCAACGGAGUCCCGUCCACGGUGUACCCAUCCGCACCUAGUGCCCAAUGAUUCCGGGAUAGACACCGCACCUUGUGACCCCGAUAAGAAAUGGUUAAAGAAAGCGAACGAUGGAGAACUGAAAAUGAGUUCAGUAACUUUUUCUGAGUCGUGCUCAAAGUAAACUUUAAUCUCUCCAGUUCAAGAAGUUAUGUUUUCACUGUCAUUAUGAUGCUAUAAAUUUAUACACAAAACAUGUCACUAGUAGUUUUGUGGCUGCAAGUGUUGUCUCACUGUUAUAUUGUCUCACACUUUUUACACUUAAAGCCAUUUGCCUUCUUCCACUUGGGUGUUUGUAUCUUAUUUGGACUUGUAGUUUUAACACUCUACUCCCUGCGAAUUCAGGGUCUGGAUCACGUUGCAUCACAAAGGGCCCGAGGAGGGUCAUACCCACAGCGGGGUUCGAUGGGUGCGGCACUGGUACCGGUACCGCUGUAGGUAUAGCUCGUUGUCACAGACAAGUCCGCUUAUGGCAUUUACACUUCUCGUGUCUGUGUAAAACAUCCAGUGGCUCCAGAAUCUCCCUGAAUCACAAACGUGUGUGUCCCUAGAAGAUGGCAGACAUUUCAGUGUCCACACAGUGGGGGAUUUUACUGCAUCACUGUGUG
This is a messenger RNA of Scleropages formosus (Asian bonytongue), 3821 nucleotides long. RefSeq names its product tyrosylprotein sulfotransferase 2 (gene tpst2). The transcript is spliced from 6 exons. The record is from RefSeq and is a predicted model, not a curated record. Gene Ontology annotation, molecular function: protein-tyrosine sulfotransferase activity. The coding region runs from base 1160 to 2257 and encodes 365 amino acids. Gene Ontology annotation, cellular component: Golgi apparatus. Lineage: Eukaryota; Metazoa; Chordata; Actinopteri; Osteoglossiformes; Osteoglossidae. Gene Ontology annotation, biological process: peptidyl-tyrosine sulfation.